This is a messenger RNA of Sarcophilus harrisii (Tasmanian devil), 1121 nucleotides long. It is a transcript of the gene HSD17B8, whose product is annotated as hydroxysteroid 17-beta dehydrogenase 8. The record is from RefSeq and is a predicted model, not a curated record. Lineage: Eukaryota; Metazoa; Chordata; Mammalia; Dasyuromorphia; Dasyuridae. The transcript has 9 exons. The coding region runs from base 180 to 959 and encodes 259 amino acids. Gene Ontology annotation, biological process: estrogen biosynthetic process. Gene Ontology annotation, molecular function: estradiol 17-beta-dehydrogenase [NAD(P)+] activity.
ACGGAUGUGCACCCUGGCCUCAGGGACUAAGGGAAUUUUAUCACUUCCCUGGUCCGGUUGAAGUCCUGUUAGUCGCUCCGGAGAACUAAUGUGCCUCGGUUCUCUUCUGAUUGGCUUCAAGUUCUCAGCCCCGCCCUUUUCUCUGCUCCCAUUGGUUUGGGGCCGAAGUUUUCUUUGCCAUGGCGGCCCCGCUUCGACUGCGUUCGGCGUUAGCUCUGGUCACAGGUGCAGGCAGCGGCAUCGGCCAGGCAGUCUGCCUGCGCCUGGCCAAGGAAGGAGCACUAAUAGCUGCAAGUGACCGGGAUGGGGCAGCGGCCGAGAAGACUAUACAGCUUUUGAAGGUGAUGGAGAAAGAGGCUGGGGCCGUCCCCAAGGGUCACGCUGCUUUUCAGGUUGAUGUGGCCGAGGCCGGAGCCGCCCAAGGGGUAAUAGAACAAAUCCAGGGCUGCUUCUCACGCCCACCGUCAGUGGUGGUCUCUUGCGCUGGAAUCAUUCGGGAUGAGUUUUUGCUCCGAAUGCCUGAGGAUUACUGGGAUGAAGUCAUUGCCGUCAAUCUCAAGGGCACCUUUUUGGUCAUGCAGGCUGCAGCUAGAGCGCUGGUAUCCAGUGGCUGUGGUGGCUCCAUUAUCAACAUGAGCAGUAUCAUAGGAAAGGUGGGGAACCUGGGUCAGACAAACUAUGCAGCAUCCAAAGCUGGAGUGGAUGGAAUGACCCGAAGUGUGGCUCGAGAACUUGGACGACAUGGAAUCCGCUGUAACUCUAUCCUUCCAGGAUUCAUCAUAACACCCAUGACAAAGAAAGUACCACAGAAAAUAUUGGACCAGAUAACUCCACAAAUCCCCAUGGGCCAUCUGGGGCUUCCAGAGGAUGUGGCAGAUGUGGUAGCAUUCCUGGCAUCAGAUGACAGUGGAUACAUAACAGGGACCACUCUGGAGGUCACUGGAGGUCUCUUCAUGUAACCCCCACAGGGUCCCAGGACACAUCUUUCCCCCAAGCAGUAUCAUAGCCAGGCAAAGGAAGAUUCAAAUAUAGGACGGGAGACCAGCAACUUUAUAUUGGGGAUUCGAGUUAUAUGAAAAGGGUAUCUGUAACCCUAAUAAAUUUCAAAUCUUUGUACCACC